AUGGAAGUACGAGAAGUUGAAGAUGUAGUUCUACUAGAGGAAACUAAAACUACAGAUCCUAUUCUAACACGGAUAGUCAAUUACGAACCAUUUUCCCAUAUCAGUCCCAAAUUGAAAAGUUCCCCAAUAAAUGAACUACCAGACAUUAGAACACAAGAGGCUCUAGUUGUCUAUGAUUUACUAUGUGUCAUGCGAGGUAUUGGAGGGAUCUAUAUCCGGUUCAAUAAGGAUUAUGAUCCUCAUAGUGGUGAAGAACCACAGUUCCGAUUAGUGAAAAGGAUGGAUGCAUCAUUGAAAUCGUUUUGUAGUAAGAUUGUGAAUCUAGGUAAAUAUUACAUCAUGUUAAGAAAGGCUAGUGAACAAUGGUCUGGGGACCGAUAUGGUAUUGUAUUACAACGUCUUGGUUUUGAGCUUAGAAGUUAUUUGAAUGACGUCUAUUUGAAGUUUAUAUUGGAUGAAUUAGAAUCUAAAUUCAUGGAGAAAGGUCGUUUUUCAUUAAGAGAAUUUAAACAGAUUGUGAAUAAUAGUAAAUUGCAUCAAGAGAUGCAAAUCCUGUAUCAUAUAAAAAAUAAAAUUGAUCAAGAGAUGGAUAUGAGAAGUAAGAUUGACCCAGAUAAGAUCAAGUUUUCCAACCUAUUAGCUGAGUUAAGAGGGAUCAACAACGAGACUACAAAUCCAACAACUUCUACCACUGACAACAUGCGCAAUGAGGAUAACACUUUGGAGGACAAAUACUCAGUGUUUAUCGACGGAGACUAUUUUCCUGUGGCUAAAGGUGGAGUCAUCAUCAAUGUGAUUGUCUCUGUGAUAAACGAUUGUCUUGGAGAUCUCCAUGCAGUUCAAUUCAUGAAACAAUUAUUGGAAGCCAUCAGUGGAUCUUAUUGUGAUACGUUACAUCAAUGGAUGACACAAGGUAUAUUGAAUGAUCCACAUGAUGAAUUUAUGAUCAAUGAUACUAUGAAGCAUUUCAAAGGUGUGAUCAAUAAUCCUAUUGAAUAUGAACGGAUAUGGUUAACUCAAUAUUGUGUUAAGAGAGAUGGAUUAUUGGCAAAAUUUUCAAUGGGGAAUAAUAAAGAAUUGUUAUUUAAAAUAGUGAUGACGGGGAAACUUUUAAAUUUAACUCGAACCAGUCUACAAAUGUCACAAUUACCUAUGCCUAAUCAAUUAGAUGAAAUCAUGACUCCUGUAUCAAUAAUUGAUAUGUUUGAAGGUACCAAAUUUGAAUUAUAUAUAGAUCGAUGGUACCAACGUGCGAAUGAUUUAAGUUUACAAUUAUUCUAUGGUAAUUAUGGGAUUCAAGAGAUUUUGAUCUGUUUACAACGUCGAUUCUUUGGAUAUUGUAAUGAUCAAAUCUUUCAAAGAUUACUACAUAAUAACCUUAAUGAAUUAACGAAACGCCAUAAUAUUGAACAACGUCAAAUGAGUAAUAAUAAAUUAGUUCAAUUUUUAAGACAUGAAAAACAAUUACAAAUUAGUGAAGGCACCACGACAAAUGAUGAUAUUAUUUUGGCGUUAUUAAGUGUUAGUUAUGAUAGAUAUUCCUUUCGAGAAAACAUGUUAGAGGAAAAUGAACGAUAUAAUUCAUUUGAAGAGAAUUUCAAUGAAUUAAUAGGGCAUGACAAUAAUAACAAUAAUAAUAACAUUAAUAAAUUUACCAAUGCAUUAUUGCAAGAUAUUAAUAAAGAUAAAUCUUUAGGAACAACGGGGACAACAACGGGGACAACAGCAACAAGAACAAACAAUGAAUUAAAGAGUAAUAUACAUUAUUUAACGUUUGAUGUAUCCAUACCUUAUCCAAUUAAUGUUAUUAUUAAUAGAGUGAAUAUUACGCAAUAUCAAACAGUUUCGAGAUAUUUCCAUUUAAUUCAAUAUCAUAGUACAUUAUUAGAUGAAAUAUGGUUAGAGAUUAAUAAGAACAAAAUAUGGCGAUAUACAGGCUAUUCGACAGAUGUUCAUUAUAAGAUAAUUAGACGUAGUAGAAUAAUUCAUAUGAAGAUGAAUCAUUUUAUUAAAUGUUUAAAUGAGAUAAUUAUAAGAGAAUCGAUUGAUAAAGAGAUGUCGAAUGUAAUGAAUGGGAAAUUUACUAAUAUAAUUGAUUUACAAAAUGAAUUAGAGAUUAGAUUAAGUAAUAUUUUGGGUAAUAAUAAUUUAUUACAAUUAAUGGAUAUUCAAUUACAAAUGUUUGAUAUAAUUCAAAUUUUUUGUAAAUUUAUUGCGUCAUCCAGAUCGAAAUUGUGUCAAUUAGAUUAUAAUCUGUAUGAGCGGUACCUUUCCCAAAGAAGUAAUGCUAAGAAAGCGACAACGACGACGAUUCAAGCAUACGAUGAAGAUAAAUCAAUUGAAAUAAUAAGUCAAUUAAAUCAAUUUUUAACCACUAUUCAAAUUAGGUUUAAACAGCAUUUUAUUGCAUUUUGUGAGGGUUUAGAUAUUAAUUCACAUAAUAACCUGGAUAAUAUGAAUACUAACGAUAAUGAUAAUAAUAGUUGGCCGUUAAAUGAAAGAUUACUAAAUGCCUUAAUUGGACAACGUGUUACAUCUUGA
Maudiozyma barnettii is the source of this 2541-nucleotide messenger RNA. It is a transcript of the gene SPC97, whose product is annotated as Spc97p. The record is from RefSeq and is a predicted model, not a curated record. Bases 1 to 2541 code for a protein of 846 amino acids. NCBI's taxonomy places the organism in Eukaryota, Fungi, Ascomycota, Saccharomycetes, Saccharomycetales, Saccharomycetaceae. Gene Ontology annotation, cellular component: spindle pole; mitotic spindle pole body; centrosome. The transcript has a single exon. Gene Ontology annotation, molecular function: microtubule minus-end binding; gamma-tubulin binding. Gene Ontology annotation, biological process: meiotic cell cycle; spindle assembly; microtubule nucleation.